CCUUAUCUUCGACGACACUCACACACAAACGAAACGGCACUCACUUUUUUUUAAAACCCAACCAAAAAAAAUCGAAUAAAUCGGUCGAGUAUAUGGCGAUCUCCGUCUUGGCGCAUCUCCGGCGGCGGUUACUUCCGACGACCCUUAUCCACGUCAUGGCCCUCGACGGAAUCAUCAACGUCAAUUCCCUCUUCUCUGUCGCUCUCUUCCUCGGCCUCACAACCACCGGCCGCACCACCUCCGCCUUGGCGGAGAGAGUUGUCUCCAGCCACGUGUACUCUUUCAGUUCCUUCAUGUUCUCGAGCCUCGUCGCUCUGGCUCUCAAGCAAUCCAUCAAGCCAACAAGUGACGCUGUCGCGGCGGCGCGUGGGUUUCACGUGGAAACUGGGCGGGUUAGCGUGGUUUUGUUGAGGGUGGGGAUACUGGGGUCGGGGAUGGGGUCGGUUUUCGGGUGCGGCUUCUUGGUGUGGGCUCUGGUGGAUCUUGUUCAGAUAAAGCUCGGACCUUUGGGAUGCGUCAGAGACUUUUAUUCACUUGGAGCCAUCGUUCCUCUUGUCGUGUUGGUUCCUUCUGCUCUCGCUGUCUACGUCUUCCUCGUUCUCUACGCAUUUACUCAGUGACAGAGCUUUCUUGAUUAGCUUCAGAGGUUAUCGUUCAUAUAUACGAAAGUUUCCAAAUUUCUCAGUUUCUGGGGAAUUGGGUAAAUGGGUGUAAAUCAAUUUGCCCUUCAAAAAUCGUAGAAGAAGAAACAGAAGUAGCACUUUUUGA
Tarenaya hassleriana is the source of this 768-nucleotide messenger RNA. RefSeq lists its product as uncharacterized. The transcript has a single exon. The record is from RefSeq and is a predicted model, not a curated record. The coding region runs from base 93 to 620 and encodes 175 amino acids. Lineage: Eukaryota; Viridiplantae; Streptophyta; Magnoliopsida; Brassicales; Cleomaceae.